Parasteatoda tepidariorum (common house spider) is the source of this 525-nucleotide messenger RNA. It is a transcript of the gene Dlc90F, whose product is annotated as dynein light chain 90F. The record is from RefSeq and is a predicted model, not a curated record. Gene Ontology annotation, biological process: microtubule-based movement. Gene Ontology annotation, molecular function: dynein intermediate chain binding. Lineage: Eukaryota; Metazoa; Arthropoda; Arachnida; Araneae; Theridiidae. Gene Ontology annotation, cellular component: cytoplasmic dynein complex; cytoplasm.
AUAAUUUUUUUUUUAAAGAAAAGAUUGGCAUUAUGUGUUUUUUAUGUCUACCGUCGUCUGCCUGAUUGUUGUUUUAUUUUCAGUGACAUACAAAUAACUAUUUAGAAUGGACGAAAAUCUGAAUUCUUUGGUCUCUGAAGAGAAUACUUUUCCAGUUGAUGAUGUCAGCAAAAUUAUUAAGUCUGCAGUUGAGGAAGUAAUUGAAAGAAACACUUACCAACAUAGUAAAGUGAAACAGUGGUCUGACAAGAUAGUGGAACAAAUUUUGACAAACCUCAAAGAGUUGAAUAAGCCCUUUAAAUAUAUUGCUACUUGUGUUAUAAUGCAAAAGAAUGGAGCUGGAUUUCAUACUGCAAGCUCCUGUUUCUGGGAUAAUGCUACUGAUGGCAGUUGCACUGUGAGAUGGGAAAAUAAAUCAAUGUAUUGUAUUGUCUCAGUAUUUGGUUUGGCUAUAUAAAUUACAUUUCAUAUUUGAUUGUACAUAUUGUGAUUAACUUAUAUUGAAUAAACUUGUCUUUAGAAUUA